Gopherus evgoodei (Goodes thornscrub tortoise) is the source of this 2025-nucleotide messenger RNA. It is a transcript of the gene THRA, whose product is annotated as thyroid hormone receptor alpha. The transcript has 9 exons. Bases 287 to 1513 code for a protein of 408 amino acids. The record is from RefSeq and is a predicted model, not a curated record. Lineage: Eukaryota; Metazoa; Chordata; Testudines; Testudinidae. Gene Ontology annotation, biological process: cell differentiation; negative regulation of transcription by RNA polymerase II; retinoic acid receptor signaling pathway. Gene Ontology annotation, molecular function: zinc ion binding; RNA polymerase II cis-regulatory region sequence-specific DNA binding; nuclear receptor activity.
GAGGGAUCGAAGUGGAGGAAGAGGAGGGGCGUGAAGCAGCCACGCCCUGUCCCCGUCCCCCCCCUACCCCCCUGGUGUCACCUACAACUGGUCUCUCUUGUGGGAUCGGCGCCCAUCCCCCCCCGGGGAUGGUCUCCGCCAGCGGGCGCUGAGCCAGGCGCCAUGGGGAGUGCGCCAUAGACACCCCCCGGCGCCCCCCGUCUGCCGUGGCGGCCGCGGUGCUGAGCACCUGGGGGCGGAGCCCACCUUGGUCUCUCGUGAGCGCUCCUGGAUGGAAUUGCGGUGAAUGGAACAGAAGCUCAGCACCCUGGACUGCCUGUCGGAGCCAGAGGAAACCCGGUGGCUGGAUGGGAAACGCAAAAGAAAGAGCAGCCAAUGUUCGGUGAAGAGCAGCAUGUCAGGGUACAUCCCUAGUUACCUGGACAAAGAUGAACAAUGUGUUGUGUGCGGUGACAAGGCGACUGGGUACCACUACCGCUGCAUCACCUGCGAGGGCUGCAAGGGUUUUUUCCGACGGACCAUCCAGAAGAACCUGCACCCGACCUACUCCUGCAAGUACGAUGGCAGCUGUGUCAUCGACAAGAUCACCCGCAACCAGUGCCAGCUCUGCCGCUUCAAGAAAUGCAUCGCCGUGGGCAUGGCCAUGGAUUUGGUGCUGGAUGACUCCAAGCGGGUAGCCAAGCGGAAGCUGAUCGAGGAGAACCGGGAGCGGCGGCGCAAGGAGGAAAUGAUCAAGACCCUGCAGCACCGCCCGGAGCCCAGCACCGAGGAGUGGGAGCUGAUCCACGUGGUGACGGAGGCGCAUCGCAGCACCAACGCCCAGGGCAGCCACUGGAAACAGAAGCGGAAAUUCCUGCCCGAGGACAUUGGCCAAUCACCCAUGGCCUCCAUGCCCGACGGGGACAAGGUCGACCUGGAGGCGUUCAGCGAGUUUACAAAAAUCAUUACCCCGGCCAUCACCCGCGUGGUGGACUUUGCCAAAAAACUGCCCAUGUUUUCAGAGCUGCCUUGCGAGGACCAGAUCAUCCUGCUGAAGGGCUGCUGCAUGGAGAUCAUGUCGCUGCGGGCGGCCGUGCGCUAUGACCCCGAGAGCGAGACGCUGACGCUGAGCGGCGAGAUGGCUGUCAAGCGGGAGCAGCUGAAGAACGGCGGGCUGGGCGUGGUGUCCGACGCCAUCUUCGACCUGGGCAAGUCGCUCUCCGCCUUCAACCUGGACGACACGGAGGUGGCGCUGCUCCAAGCCGUGCUGCUCAUGUCCUCAGACCGCACCGGGCUGUUGCGGGUGGAGAAGAUCGAGAAGUGCCAGGAGACCUACCUGCUGGCGUUCGAACACUACAUCAACUAUCGCAAACACAACAUUCCCCACUUCUGGCCCAAGCUGCUGAUGAAGGUGACCGACCUGCGCAUGAUCGGCGCCUGCCACGCCAGCCGCUUCCUGCACAUGAAGGUGGAGUGCCCCACCGAGCUGUUCCCACCCCUCUUCCUCGAGGUCUUUGAGGAUCAGGAAGUCUAGGGCGGGGGGAGGGGAGGGGAGGGGAGGGGGCAAGGGGCGGGGCCAGGACUCGGACGAGAGCCCCGCCCCCAGCCCCUCCUGGACACGUUUUACUUGGUUCUUUUUCGUUUUGGUUUGUUUUUCUAAAUAUUGCCGCGUGGGUGUCACCCAGCAGCGCCGACACCACCACCACCACCCCCGCGGAGGGGGUGGGACCAUGGGGGGGGCUGCUGUCGGGAUGGGGGGAAGGGGCAACACUUUUCAAAAACCACACAAAACAUGAGCUUUUGGGGGUGGGGGGCGCAGGAGUUGGAUUUGGAGUAGCGGGGGAGGAUAAGUGGAACCUGGAUCUCCUUUCCUCUGAACCCCUCAGUUAUCGGGAUGCUGGGGGGGUGGAUACAUAGCCCUGGUUUCAACCCAACUGCAGGAAGAACCCCCCCACUCAUAGAAUUCUCCGUCCCAUCACCUCCCUGGCACUGGGCUCAGCUGGCACCUCACGGCUCCCCCCAAAUAAACCUCUCUCGUUCCACGGA